Ziziphus jujuba (common jujube) is the source of this 2184-nucleotide messenger RNA. RefSeq names its product riboflavin biosynthesis protein PYRR, chloroplastic. The transcript has 9 exons. Gene Ontology annotation, biological process: riboflavin biosynthetic process. Gene Ontology annotation, molecular function: 5-amino-6-(5-phosphoribosylamino)uracil reductase activity; diaminohydroxyphosphoribosylaminopyrimidine deaminase activity; NADP binding. The coding region runs from base 258 to 2051 and encodes 597 amino acids. NCBI's taxonomy places the organism in Eukaryota, Viridiplantae, Streptophyta, Magnoliopsida, Rosales, Rhamnaceae. The record is from RefSeq and is a predicted model, not a curated record.
AUAUUUUAGAAAAGAAAAGAGAAUGAAAAAAGCAUAAACGAAUUGCCAACGCAAGUCCAAAACGGAGAUGGUAAAAGCCAUUCUUGUCUGGACAAAAAAGAUAGAAACUUUUAUGCAAGUACAAGUAGAAAAUAGAGAUGGUAAAACCUGGUAAGUUUUUUGUCUGGAAUAAAAAAGAUACAAGCUUUCAUUAAAGUAGAGAAAAACAUAAAAUCAUAAAACUUUGGAAGAAAAGGAAACUGUGAUUGUGAAAUCGAAUGGCUUAUUGUGUGGGUUUGGGUUUGGGAUUGGUGGCGUCCACAUCUCCUGCCACCGUUCUCUGCAAAUCCACUUCACAACAUGACUCCUAUGCCUCACAUGCCGCUUACAUCCGCCGAGCCGCUGAGCUCGCUGACAUGUCCGCCGGCUUCACUUCCCCCCACCCUAAUUUCGGCUGCCUCAUCGCCACGCCUUCCGGCAGAGUCGCCGGCGAGGGCUUCCUCUAUGCCCAGGGCACUAAACCGGCUGAGGUGCUCGCUGUUGAAGCUGCCGGAGAUAGCUGUCUCGGCUCCACUGCUUAUCUCAAUAUGGAGCCCGGCGAUUGCCACGGCGACCAUGCCGCUGUCUCUGCUCUUGUCCAGGCAGGGAUUAGGAGGGUGGUGGUGGGGAUUAGGCAUCCAUUGAAGCAUCUCAGAGGCAAUGGCAUUAGGGAAUUGAGAAGUCAAGGAUUGCAGGUCGAUGUUCUUGGAGAGGACCUCAAAAGCAAAACCAUUGAGGAAGCUCGAAAAUGUUGCCUGCUUGUGAAUGCUCCUUUGAUCUGUAGAGCUGUUUCACGAGUUCCCUUCUCUGUUCUGAAGUAUGCUAUGACCCUUGAUGGAAAAAUUGCUGCUAGUAGUGGACAUGCAGCGUGGAUAAGUAGCAAAAAGUCUAGAAAUCGAGUAUUUGAAUUGCGGGGUAGAAGUGAUGCCAUUGUUGUUGGAGGAAAUACUGUACGGAAGGACAAUCCUAGGCUAACUGCGAGACAUGGAGGUGGGCAUAUGCCAAUGCGGAUUGUAAUGUCGCAGACUCUUGAUCUGCCUGAGGAAGCAAAUCUUUGGGACAUGUCUGAGGUAUCUACCAUUGUUGUGACACAGAGGGGUGCUAGAAGGAGCUUCCAGAAACUUCUUGCAUCGAAAGGAGUUGAAGUAGUCGAGUUUGACAUCUUAAAUCCUAGAGAUGUUAUGGAGUAUUUUCAUGAUCGUGGAUAUCUAUCAGUUUUGUGGGAGUGUGGGGGGACAUUAGCUGCUUCUGCUAUUUCCUCUGGAGUAAUACACAAGGUUUUUGCAUUUGUUGCUCCUAAAAUUAUAGGUGGCAGAAACGCACCAUCUCCUGUAGGAGAACUUGGGAUGGUUGAGAUGUCUCAAGCCUUAGACUUAAUUGAUGUUUCCUACGAGCAGAUUGGACCUGACAUGCUUAUCAGUGGAUUUCUUCAACCGGUACCUGAUCUGACGCCUGUUAUCCCAUCAGUUGAAGAAACAUAUGCAAUUGAUCCAACUGUCACUCCAUAUGAAUCAAGAAUCAUAUUCUUCUACAAAACAUGGGACCUUUAUGGUGCUUUUUCAAACUUCUCUCCUCAUCCAAUUCAGAUGCCUGAUGACAAUGGUGAUUAUGCCACUUGGUUGAGUGUUGAGCAUUACUACCAGGCUCACAAAUUUUUCGGGGUGAAUGAUCCUGUGGCUCAAGAUUGUGUUGAAAACAUAAAGUCCGCAAAAAGUCCAGAGGAGGCAGCACGAAUAGGAAGGUCAAUGCAGAGGAAGCACCCUGAUCUGGUAAGAUCCGAUUGGGAAACUGUCAAGAUUGAUGUUAUGUAUAGAGCAUUGAAAUGCAAGUUCUCAAUAUACCCGCAUUUGAAUUCCAUGUUGCUGUCAACCACCGGUUCUGUUCUUGUAGAAGCCUCACCGCAUGAUCUGUUCUGGGGUGGUGGCCGGGAUGGAGAAGGCUUAAACUAUUUAGGCCGGCUCUUGAUGCAGUUGAGAUCGGAGUUUCUUGGCGAGUCCUCUACGACAAGUGAAAACUCUUUCUUAGCUGUAUGAUAUAUAUGCCUAUGUGUGUGUGGAAAUUAAAAUUAGCAGUCUUAGGUAGCCAAGUUGAUAAUGCUGAUGUAUUUAUUCUUUCUGUAACAUUAUAAAGAUUAGAAUUUCUGUAUGACAAAUCUUUUUGCGGUCA